UAUAGCUAGUCUUCCCCGAUCGCUCCGCCGAGUCAUUGCGGCGAGGCAAAAGCCAAACACAUUAUACUACCGCCGAUUGUUUUUAAAGCGGUGUUCAUCCACCGAGAUAAACAUAUAAAAAGGCAUGCCAUUUGGGGGUCGUAACUUAGUCGUUACUUCAUAUUCCGCUGGUAUAGAACGUUUAAAAUGAAAAAAUUCACGGGAAUUGUGCUACUUUUUACCAUACUCCUGAGUAUGGAAGCUCCCAGUUGCGAUGGAGCUAAUAUAUUGGGAAUUUUCGGCUCCCAUAGCCCCUCGCAUGUUAUUGUGCACAUGGCUAUGAUGAAGACUUUGGCGGAUCGGGGUCACAACAUCACCGUGGUGACCCAAAUGAAACCCAAACUCAAGGCGCAUGAAAACAUCACCGUCGUCCUGGCGCCACCCACUCCCGAACGCGAAAAAUACAUUAAGGAAUAUAUGUCCCAAAUAACUGCCGAGAAACCAAGCAUUUGGACAACAUUUUUUAAGGCAAUAGUGAAGUCUGGUGACCAGUUUGAAGCGCAAUACGAGUUCGCAGUUCAUCCAAAUUUCAAGGAGAUCUACGAAAAUCCACAUACAAAAUUCGAUCUGGUAUUUCUGGGAAUGAUGGGCAAUGAUUUUCAACUGGGCGUGGCAGCAAAGCUAAAGUGUCCGGUGAUUAUGACAUGGGUGGGUGUUCCGAUCCAAAUACUAGAUUCCAUCGUGGGAAAUGUUGCCGAUCCGGCCUUUGUUCCUAGUUUGAAUGUGGCCCUGGAACCAGGACAAAUCACCAUGAGAUUUGGCCAACGAUUGCUAAACUUUUUUAAGCACUCAUUUCUGAAAUUAUUGAACGUCCUCAUGAACUACAAGAUGAAUGAGUUUUAUGAGCGAGCUUUUGGAAAUGAAUCCGAUCCUGAUUUUCCAACUUAUGCUGAAGUGAAACGACGUGUUUCCCUACUCUUCUACAACUAUCAUGCUCCCAGUGAAGGACCCAUUCGCCCUGUGGUUCCUCAGUCCAUUGAAAUCGGUGGAAUUCAGGUUAAGGAACAGCCAGAUCCUCUGCCCAAGGACAUAGCAGAGUUCCUGGGAAAUGCCACAGAUGGAGCCAUUUUCUUCAGUCUGGGCACUAACGUGGACACCAAUACCUUUAGUCCCAAAGUGUUUGAGAUUAUCUAUAAGGUUUUGUCCAAGCUGCCCCAGCGGGUAAUUUGGAAGUGGCAGGAUUUGAACAACAAGCCGGGCAAUGCUUCCAACAUUUACUUUGGCAACUGGCUGCCCCAGGACGAUAUCCUGGCGCAUCCCAAUACAAAACUAUUUAUUACCCAUGCGGGCAAAGGAGGCGUGGCGGAGUCACAGUUCCAUGGAGUUCCAAUGGUGGCAUUGCCACUUUUUGCUGAUCAGCAGGGAAAUGCUGAGAUCCUGACCACUGCCGGAUUUGGAAGAUGGCUGGAAAUUCUUACCCUGACAGAGGAUGAGCUGGAAUCGACUAUCAAGGAUGUGCUGGAGAACCCAACCUACCGAGAGGCUAUUGGAAAAUUCUCCUCCUUGUACAGGGAUCGUCCGCUUACAGCUCGUCAAUCAGUAAUUUAUUGGACGGAGUAUGUUCUGCGUCAUCAGGGAGCCUAUCAUCUCCAGAGUCCAGAAAUUCAUUUGGAUUUUGUAGCUCGAAACAACAUCGACGUGUAUGGAGUGGUUUUGUUAGUCAACUUGAUUUCUUUCCUCAUAUUUCUGGUCAUAGUGCGGUGGGUGUUUCGAAAGGUAUUGAAAUGCUUUACAAAAUCAAAUAAAUCAAAGACCGAUUAGAUAUAAUUCUUUGAAACACUAUAAGGAAAUAUUCUUACUUAAUAUACUCUCUGUACGACUGAUUUAUACUUAUAAUAAAACAAUGAACAAAGUUACAUAAACAACACUGA
Molecule: messenger RNA, 1910 nt
Organism: Drosophila ananassae
Lineage: Eukaryota; Metazoa; Arthropoda; Insecta; Diptera; Drosophilidae
Product: UDP-glucosyltransferase 2
Exons: 2
Coding region: 187-1800 (537 amino acids)
Molecular function (GO): UDP-glycosyltransferase activity
Source: RefSeq, a predicted model, not a curated record